CAGUAAAACAGACAAGACUAUGGAUCCACUUAAGAAAAUUGAAGAAAUUGAAGAAAACCUUGCAAAAGAACUCUGUUCUUUACGAAAAGAAGUUUUUCGGGAUCAUGAAAAGGAAGGCAUAAUUUUGACAGCAAUGGGUGACACUUACAAAAGGCGGUGCAUCAAUAAGUCAACAGAAAGAGAACAUUAUGUAAAUGCUACAGCUCUGUAUAAUGCUGCUCUUGUACGUCUGGAAAAUGCCCCAGAAAAGGGGCAUAACCAUCAAAGGUAUAGCAAACUUAUUGUGACAUCAUGCGUGCAAAUUGAAACACUAUAUUGUGACAACAUCCUAGGGGGAAAUAUUUACUGUGUGAAAAAAGGCAUUAACCAAACUAAAAUUGACGAUUUGGAAAAAUAUCGACACCAUCUAAAAGUCAGAGUGAAAAGACUUGAAAAGGUUUGGGAUAAAUGCCCAAAACCUGAGGACAAAAGAAAACCUCGAUUUGAACAUAGGAAGAAUCAACUGACUCAGUUAAUCUGCAAGCAGAACACAAAGUUUGUAAAGGAAUUCAGUGCAGAGCUGAUGGAGCAAAGUAUCUCUGUAUGUGGACCACCACCAUGUAAAAUCACCAUGGUUGGCCUUGGCUCUAUGGCAAGAGGGGAAUCAACCCCAUACUCUGACUUGGAGUAUCUAUUUCUCACUGAGAGUGACAAACAUGAUGAAUAUUUCCUCAACCUUCAUUUCCAUUUCCUACUACAAGUGCUGAACCUUGGUCAAACUCCUCUACCAGCUAUGGGUAUUCAGAGUCUGAAUGAUUUCUACAACGAGAAGGAAUCAAAUGACUUUUACGAUGAUGUCACACCAAGUGGGUUCAAACUCGAUGGGAAUAUGCCUUGGGCAAGUAAAACACCUCCAGGUCAUAAGGCAACCGAAUUGAAGCCACCCCUCAAGCUUAUUGGCACGCCAACAUACAUGGCAGAGCUGAGUACAACUGAGGCUGAUAAAAAACAUGGUUAUCACCUGGCAACCAUCAUAUCCACGGCAACAAGAAUCUUGGGAGAUGAGAAUCUAUUUCUUGACUUCCAAAAGCAGAUUAAUACGACUAGGAGGGGUGAAAACCCUGAGUUUAUUAGACAAAUAUGCCUUGAACGAAUGCAUGAAGAUUGUCAGAAGUACAAAUUUAACUUCGAUGAUUGGUCUUCAAAAAAUGUAAAGAAGGACUACUAUAGGUUCCCAUCCACCUUCAUAAACAAUAUGAAAGAUCUACAUAUGCUUGAUGUCACAUCCCCAUGGGAAAUCAUCAGAGAGCUACAGAGGCAAUCUAUACUAACAUCAGAGCAGUGUUCACACCUUUACUUCAUGAUCAACGUUGCCAUAGGCAUAAGAUUGCUUACAUACUGUACAAAGAACCAACAACAUGAAUCAAUAAUUGAACUAAACCCUUACCAUCAAGAAAAUAAUGCAUACUGCAUGGACUCUCUAUCACCAUCUAAAGUCUUGCGAGAAUGUCUUAGGAUUCCACAUAUCAGGCUGAUGCAGAGCUACUUACUGAGAUUACAAAGCAUUAAUUAUUGUAUUAAAUCUGGAAUGGCUACAAAACCAUCAUCAAUGAUUAUGUAUUGCCAAUGCAAAGUGUGUAUAUUGCAGGUCAAAAUAAAGACAUGUAUUGGACCUGAUGAUAUCAUUUAUGAGCCAGAAGAAAUGAUAGAAUCUCUAGAGCAAUCUUGGCAUGUUCUAGCUGGGAAUAUCAGACAGAAUAAUUGUUAUGACCUAGCACAAUUUUGUCGUAUAGUAAAAGGAGACUUGAAAUCAGCACACAUUCUCAUGAAUAAAAAGCCAAUACAAACAAAUAAUAUGACAAAUAAUCUCACAACUCAGGAUAUGUUUGCAGCAAUUUCAAACCUUAAAAUGGGGAAUGAUUCAGCUGCUCUACAACAGACUGAUGCUGCUAUCAAAGUAUGUCCACCAAAUAUUCCUGGUCUUCUUCUCUAUCUGAAGUAUAUUAAACUGCAUUGUCAUAGUAGAUUACAAGACUAUCACAGUGUAGUGCUUUGCUUUGAAGAUAUGACAAAACUCAAGCCUUACAACAAUUUGCCUGAAUAUGAAAGGGCAUAUGUAGGUAAAUUAUACACUGAUGCACUAAUCAAUAUUGGAGAUAAUAAAACUGCCUUGGAAUAUUUACCAAAGCUGAAAGAAGACUAUGCAGAGUUGUUUGGUGAGACAAGUGAGGAAUACAAACAGACUCUUGAAAGACUCUUGACCUGCUAUAUGGUCCUGGGUAGAAUCCAAGAGGCUGAGAAGGUCCAGAACAUGUUGAAAAGAACGAAGUAAUAUUGAAUUUUAAUUGUUACUUGACAUAAUGUAAAAAUGCAAAAUAGUAAAAUCAUUAGCUGGACGAUAUUUGCUAAAA
This is a messenger RNA of Owenia fusiformis, 2390 nucleotides long. Lineage: Eukaryota; Metazoa; Annelida; Polychaeta; Sabellida; Oweniidae. The record is from the annotation of a GenBank genome assembly.